This is a messenger RNA of Scheffersomyces stipitis CBS 6054, 1185 nucleotides long. RefSeq names its product type 1 protein phosphatase-activating protein (gene SDS22). Gene Ontology annotation, molecular function: protein binding. The record is from RefSeq and is a predicted model, not a curated record. NCBI's taxonomy places the organism in Eukaryota, Fungi, Ascomycota, Pichiomycetes, Serinales, Debaryomycetaceae. The transcript has a single exon. Bases 1 to 1155 code for a protein of 384 amino acids.
AUGACAGCUGACAAAAUCGACCAGGCUCCUAGUCAAUCAGAGUCUACCCAGUUGCCAUCUUCACUGGCUCCGAUCCCGGCCCUGACUCAGUCUCUGGGUUUAGCUGCUACAGAAGAAACGAUCUUGUCUCACACUGAAGAUGAAGACGAAGAAGAAGUAGAAGACGACGAAAACGAGCCACUUCCUGUGGAAUACCCGGGAACUGUUGUUCCUGAUACUCGCCAGGAAGAAAUCGAUGCUGACCAAGACUUGACUACGGACUUAGAUCCCAACACGGACUACAUUGACCUUAUCCAUUUGAAGAUUUCACUGUUGGAUGACCUUCAUCUCGAGAGAUUCUCCAAGUUAGAGUCGUUAUGUUUGAGACAGAACUUGCUUACUUCGAUAGUGGAGUUGGAUACCCUUCCCGCAGACACCAUGGAGGAAUUGGACUUAUACGACAACAGAAUCAAUCAUAUUUCCAGUAGCAUCAAGCGAUUAGUCAAGUUGAAAAAUCUCGAUUUGUCAUUCAAUAAAAUCAAAAAUAUCAAAAAUUUAGAAACAUUGACCAAACUUGAAAACUUGUACUUCGUGCAGAAUAAAAUCAAAGAGAUCAAGAACUUGGAGACCUUGACCAGCUUAAAGAACUUAGAGUUGGGAGGUAACAAGAUAGAGUAUAUAAGUGAAAACCUUAACACUUUAGUCAACCUACAACAGUUAUGGUUGGGAAAAAACAAAAUUCACAAGUUUGAGAACAUGUCGAACUUGGUCAACUUGAGAGUGCUCUCAAUACAGUCCAAUAGAAUCACCAAGAUCGAGGGCUUGGACAAGUUGACCAACUUGGAAGAAUUGUACUUGUCUCAUAACGGUAUAGAGAAAAUUGAGAAUUUGGACCAUAACACGAAUCUUAAUGUGCUAGACGUUACUUCCAACAAAUUGACCAAACUUGAGAACUUGUCGCAUCUCACCAAAUUGACAGACUUCUGGUGUUCAUACAAUCAUAUCGCUACCUUUGAGGAGAUCUCCAAGGAGCUAGGCAAGCUUCCAGAGCUAGACACUGUCUAUUUUGAGGGAAACCCAGUUCAGACUCAGAACAUGACGGCAUAUAGAAGAAAGUUGAAAUUGAACUUGGGCCCCAGCUUGACCAAGAUUGAUGCCACCUACAUACGUAGCUAGAAUUAGUUGAAAAUGAUAUGAUUUGCUUCG